CGUCAUCAGAGGGGGCGUGUCCGAUUCCAAUGUUAAUAGUUGCUGUCGCCGAGGUGAAACGUGCUGCGCAUUUACAUAAUUCUGAAAAGUCACCGCUAAAAUGGACUAUCAUGUUUUGCAAAACAGUCACCAGUACCCCUCAAAGGAGUUGCCCAAUGGUUUCAUCCUGCCAGAGGGGAAGAUCACUCCCAAUGCCAUCUUUGUUGGCGGCCUAGGCAUUGAGGUGGAUGAACGAGAAGUGAAGGAGUUCUUCAAGCAGUAUGGCGCCAUCAAAGAUGUAAAGAUCAUAACAAACUCUGGAGGAUCCUGCAAAGGGUAUGGAUUUGUGUACUUUGAAGAAGAUGUCAACAUUGAUUCAAUUGUCGAACAGCAGAUGCGCUUCAAUGGCCGGCGACUGAAAUUGGGUCCCGCCAUCAUGAAAAAAAGGCAACAUGUUUCUAGAUUCAUGGCUUCUAAUGUUAUGGGCUCAUCGCUUUGGGUCAGGACACCACAAUGUGUGUACUGGCCCUGGUGCCCUCCCCCUAUGCCAGCUCCAAUGCCCCUACACCCCCCUGUUGUUGAUGGGCUCUGCAAUCAGGCAUACCAAUAUGGCGACUACAUGACACCACAGUUUCCAGUGGGCUACGUGCCAGCGCCGAAUUUCCAGGAGGAUCCAGGCUACUACGCAGCCAACAGACCACCAGCCUUUCAGACCUAUGUGGACUCAGAGGUUCAGACCUUAGUGACGGCACUGAGUUCUCAGCUGCGGAGAACCCUGAAUGAAAAUGGAGAAUUACGUUACUUUUAAGGCUGAAUCCAGCUCAACCCUUCAAACCGAUUCCACAGUGGCUGACAUCCAUUCGCAAUACAUUUUAAGGAACAUUUUAGCACUUCCCUCCUGUUCACAACUAGAAGUUCGAGCACUCUCACCGACAGAAGGGACCAUGACUGAUUUUAUCCAGCUUUCCAAGGAAGAGUAAAGAAUUGUCACAGCCAAAAAAAAACCAAAGCAAUAAAUAUAUUUUCUUUUUUUUGUUUGUUUGUUUACUUACGUACUUUUAAACCCAUGCUGUCCUCUGAAAAAUCAAAUUUGUACCCUUUUAUAAUUUUGUUAUUUAUUUUUGCUUUGUGUGAUGCUUUCUGAAAAAAAAAAUGUGCACGGCACACAUUUAUGUUGACAGUUAAGUAUAAUAAGUCCAAUGCAACAUUUGUAUCCAAAUUGCUGGUCAGCUGACUAUUUUGAAAUCUGAGUUUAUUUUCAUUCGGGGUGUUUCAGUGAAGUCGUUAAAUCACAUCACUGUGGUCAGCUGCACUCGUUUAAACAUUUUCAUCCCUUCUGUCCUUAGUUGUGGAUUCACAUGAAUGUACAUAGUUACAUUUUUAUAGGUGUUUUUUGGUUGUCCUGGUUCUGGGUGCUCACUAUUAUGUUUGUAGUGCAAUGUAUAGUAGUUUGCAUGGUGCGCAUUUUUUUUUUCUGGGAAAAAAAUGUAGGUCUCAAUAAUUGCUAGAGUUUGUACCCUUUUGUUGUUGUUUGGAGUCUCUUCUUAAUGUUUGAA
Molecule: messenger RNA, 1535 nt
Organism: Synchiropus splendidus (mandarinfish)
Lineage: Eukaryota; Metazoa; Chordata; Actinopteri; Syngnathiformes; Callionymidae
Gene: dazl
Product: deleted in azoospermia-like
Exons: 10
Coding region: 101-787 (228 amino acids)
Molecular function (GO): RNA binding
Source: RefSeq, a predicted model, not a curated record